This is a messenger RNA of Didymella exigua CBS 183.55, 650 nucleotides long. RefSeq lists its product as uncharacterized. The transcript has 2 exons. The record is from RefSeq and is a predicted model, not a curated record. Lineage: Eukaryota; Fungi; Ascomycota; Dothideomycetes; Pleosporales; Didymellaceae. The coding region runs from base 416 to 586 and encodes 56 amino acids.
GAACAAUGAAUAUUGCAUAGAGGUCCUCGAAGCAUAAUAGUAGGUCGAGUCGUGGACUACUGACUGCACAGCUUGCAACUGAAGUCUGCCAGCCACGACAUGCUUUGCGCUGCUACCUACCACGCAGAUGGGGAUGUCAAAAGAACAGUUUGUCUUCCGCGUUGUUGGACAACAAUCUGCCACAAGACAGGUAUGAUCGUGGUCUCCAGAGGGCUGUGCUCAGUCGCAGAGGUUACGCGGGUGAAGUUCGGUUUACCUACUAUAUCUUCAUGGAGUUGGACAGGGCUACAGCUGCAGUCAUAUGCUACCAGAGAGCCGCAAAACAGACAGAGACGCGUGUAGCCACUGGACAUGGGGUAUGCGGUCUUCCGCACCCAAAGAGUACGCUGCCGUGUGCAGUCAGCGGUUCUGAGCUAUGAAUGCGGCAUCACUGUUUGGUCUCUGCCAAACAGUGAAUGAGCAGAACCAUACUCAAAGCCUCAACCUGUUUCGACGUCCGUCGAUCGCUGUUACAACGAUCGUUUUGUUGGCUCCAACCAUCGAUGUGUUCCAAGGCGGCGAAAUAGGCGAGACGACGCUACACUAAAGCGAGGCGCGAGAAGGGCCGUGCACUCCUUACAAUUCGAAAUGGCGGACACCAAACCCACGAC